Molecule: messenger RNA, 2948 nt
Organism: Cebus imitator (Panamanian white-faced capuchin)
Lineage: Eukaryota; Metazoa; Chordata; Mammalia; Primates; Cebidae
Gene: ILRUN
Product: inflammation and lipid regulator with UBA-like and NBR1-like domains
Exons: 5
Coding region: 260-1135 (291 amino acids)
Biological process (GO): macroautophagy
Cellular component (GO): phagophore assembly site
Molecular function (GO): ubiquitin binding
Source: RefSeq, a predicted model, not a curated record
GGUGGAGUGGCUAGAGGCGAGAGGCGGCGGAGGCGGGGGGGUGGGGGGGGUGGGUGGGGGGGAGAGUGAGUGAGUGGCAGAGUGAGUUUACCCCUAUGAGACUGUGAGAGGCCCGGGGCCUACCUCAGAGGAGCGGGGUCACGACUCUAGCUAGCAGCGGGCCCCCUCCCGGUCCCCGGGCCCGGCGGCGCGGCGGCAGCGGCUCGGCGGCGGCGGCUCGGUUGUGAGGAGGCGGGGAAGCGGGUGUCCGGCCCCCGCCAUGGAGGGCAUGGACGUGGACCUGGACCCGGAGCUGAUGCAGAAGUUCAGCUGCCUGGGCACCACCGACAAGGACGUGCUCAUCUCAGAGUUCCAGCGGCUGCUCGGCUUCCAGCUUAACCCUGCCGGUUGCGCCUUCUUCCUGGACAUGACCAACUGGAACCUACAAGCAGCAAUUGGCGCCUAUUAUGACUUUGAGAGCCCAAACAUCAGUGUGCCCUCUAUGUCCUUUGUUGAAGAUGUCACCAUAGGAGAAGGGGAGUCAAUACCUCCUGAUACUCAGUUUGUGAAAACAUGGCGGAUCCAGAAUUCUGGGGCAGAGGCCUGGCCUCCAGGGGUUUGUCUUAAAUAUGUCGGGGGAGACCAAUUUGGACAUGUGAACAUGGUGAUGGUGAGAUCGCUAGAGCCCCAAGAGAUUGCAGAUGUCAGCGUCCAGAUGUGCAGCCCCAGCAGAGCAGGAAUGUAUCAGGGACAGUGGCGGAUGUGCACUGCUACAGGACUCUACUAUGGAGAUGUCAUCUGGGUGAUUCUCAGUGUGGAGGUGGGUGGACUUUUAGGAGUAACGCAGCAGCUGUCAUCUUUUGAAACGGAGUUCAACACACAGCCACAUCGCAAGGUAGAAGGAAACUUCAACCCAUUUGCCUCCCCGCAAAAGAACCGACAAUCAGAUGAAAACAACUUAAAAGACCCUGGGGGUUCUGAGUUCGACUCGAUCAGCAAAAACACAUGGGCUCCUGCUCCUGACCAAACUGAGCAAGACCAGGAUAGACUGUCACAGAACUCUGUAAAUCUGUCUCCCAGCAGUCACGCAAACAACUUAUCAGUAGUGACUUACAGUAAGGGGCUCCAUGGGCCUUACCCCUUCGGCCAGUCUUAAACGGGUGUCAGCAAGAAGAAAAAUUAACAAAAGACAGAAGGCCUGACUUUGGGGGGUAGGGCAAGGGGUUCCUCUGGAUUGCAGACCACAUCGCACAGACCCCUGGCUCUGACCCCCUCUCAUCCUGGAAGAAGAGGAAGAAGCAGAACAGACUAGUUUUGAGUAAACUCAGUAUGCAUGUGUGAAUGCUGAAUCCCAGGAAUGGUGUUGAGGCUACCAAGAAGAAAUCCAUGCAGCCACUUUGGGUUUUGUUUAUAUAGGCAUCAGUCUAACAAGUCAUUAGGUCACUGGGGAAGGGGGAAGAAGUUUAAAAUGGGGGAAAAAGCCAUCUUUUUAAACAAAAAUUAUUUUGCCUACAGAGAGGUUGUAGUUUUGAGCACAUGCUAAUUUUUUCCCCUUUCCCUACUUUUAUUUUUUUAAAUAAGGGAUAACAUAUUCUUUAUAGAAUAGUGCUUGCUCUGGAAGAGAUUCAGGUAAAAAGUUGGCAUGGCAUAUUUGAGGACUCUGCGGAUCAGUGCUACAGGAGUACAUCUGCUGUGCCACAUGACUCCAGAAGUCUCUGACGCCAUUUGUUUUUAAUGGCAUCAGCCAAUGAGUUGUCACCCCUUUCCUCCUCUUUUCUCUUUAAUCUUCUGUUGAUUUACACCUUUGACAUUUGUGUUUGUCAACCCUGUGGCUUGUUAGCAUCAGAACCUCUCUGAAGACCAAACUUCCCUGUGUGGCCAGCAGAGGAAGCCUUGAGGAUAGAUCUCGGGUGACGUGGGAUUUUCUGAGCCCGAGAGGUGUCCUUCUGCAUACCCUUGUAACAAUUCAAAUUGCUUUUCUUCCAUGUUUCUCUUGGCAGAGAGAAAUGCCGUCAUGCUUACUGCUCUUUUGGAUUCUUCAUGCAGUGGCUUCCCAUUUGCUCUGGGAACAGUGCCUCGGUGCUGGGUGUAUGUAUGCACCACGUGUGCACGCACGGGUGUUGGUGCAACUUGCCAGCAAGUGUGCAGCAGGCAAGCUUUGAAGGCAGCCCAUGCUUCUCUGUUGUCACACAACUCCUUUCCCUGUUUCCCUUCGGUUGUCCUCUGUGAUAAUUUCACAGCCUGUUAGUAGAGACUGAGCUGUUAAGGUAUGAAAAUACAACCCCAGAUGGGGAAUUUGUCGUGGGGAAGGGCUAGCCACUGCCUACUUGAUCUUGGAGACCACAAUUAGAUGGAAAUGAGAGGACCUCCACAGCCCUGCCUCCCUGCCAGGAUGCUUGGUUAUUGGCUGGGAGGUGGGCAGGUGGCAGCCCAGCUGAAGCAAGAGGCUGAUUGGCUGGCUGCUCACUCAGGCAGGUGGUCACCCUGACAUCCCGUGGAUUCUGAGCAGGUUGAGAUGUGGAUCUCUUCAUGGGAAGCUUGAACCAGGCUAGAACAGCUGUCUGCCAAAGAUACAAGAAUAUGCAAACUCCCUCAUCUCUUCUCACCCCCCUCCUUCCCUCAAGUCUUAGUUGGUUUGAGAGCCAAGGAUAUGGAUCCAGGGUGCUGUUGCAGGGUCACCUGCCUGUUACCACAUCCCUAUCCAUCUGGGUGGUGGAUGGGGUAUGAGACAGGCAGGGAGACCAGGUGAUGAGUGGCUGCAAGGAGUCAUAUAGCCUGGGUGUGGGUGAGGGUCUGCCUGCCUGUUUCUGUCUGGGUGUCUGAGUUCCAAAAAAUGUGUGUUGUUUGUUCCUCCUCAUCCUCUUCUGAGACUCUUGUUUUUUUAAAGCUUGAUUGUGGGAGAAAAGCUUGUGUGAAAUUCCCUCUUCAACUCCCCAGCCCCCCCAAAAUAAAAGGGCGCAUAACCUUUA